AUGGCAGAGCUUGGAGAGAAUUUUAACACAGUCCUAGAGCACAUCGAAAAAGUAAGAAGAAAAGAGCUGCUGUACAUGGUAUUCAGCUUCCAGGGAACAAACACCACGCAAUAUGAAAUAAAAGAAUUAAAAGAUAACCCAAGCGCCUUAGAUAAGUUCAUAGUAAAGCAGGAAAGCGAGCUGGAGGGGCAGUUUGAGCAGUUCAAGAAGCAGGUGAAGGAGUACGGCUGCUGCUACGCUCUCUUUGACUUUGAGGCCAACCACAGCGACGGCACGCCGCGCUCUGCGCUGUUCCUAUUCACGCUAAUUCCCGAUGGAUUCACCGUAAAAGAGAAGUUUUUAUACUCGUUCCAUCUUCAGCAGUUUAUAGGCAGCCUCAAGACAGCAGUAAAGCUUGUACAAAUUAAUCAGUAUGAAGAUCUAAAUUAUGAAACCAUGAAGAAAAUAUGCCUGGCCCUGAAAAAAGGAUAA
Nematocida minor is the source of this 471-nucleotide messenger RNA. Its product is annotated as cofilin. The coding region runs from base 1 to 471 and encodes 156 amino acids. NCBI's taxonomy places the organism in Eukaryota, Fungi, Microsporidia. The record is from RefSeq and is a predicted model, not a curated record. The transcript has a single exon. Gene Ontology annotation, molecular function: actin binding.